UAUAAAAUUUUUAUCUGUGCACUUUUUCAUCUGUGGUAUUUCCAUCUGUCUGACGAAAGAAAACGACAGGAAGGCUCCUCUUCGGUUGUUGUAGUUGUUUACGACUUUACGAGCAUUGGGAUUGUGUGUUGGCUUCGAACGAAAUGUGUAAAAGGCCGGGGUCGAUGAGCUGCUGGCGUUACCGGGGGAAUCAGUUUAGGAGUGAGUGCGGGCACUAGCCGGGGACAUGUCGGACCGUGGGGGAGUGCGGUCCAGUGCUCGGCUUAGCGGUGAGAGCGGAGCGGCCAUGGCAGCACCGAAUGCGGCCCGCACCGCUCCACAGGGCCGCGGCCGGCCGGUGUCCACGACGGCGGCAGCCGCUCAGCGACGUGCGCGUGCAGCUGAGCGCGCCGCUGAAGUUGAGGACAGCCCACGAGUGCUUCGAGAUAAGUGUCGUCGCCUUGCUCGGGCCCUCCGAAAUGCUAAACAUUUAGUGGUGUACACAGGGGCGGGUAUCAGCACGGCCGCCGACAUUCCCGACUACCGCGGGCCGCACGGAGUCUGGACGCGGCUGCAGCGCGGCGAGACCGUCGGGCGGGUGGAGGUCUCGCGCGCGCAGCCCACCUUCACGCACAUGGCGCUGACGGCGCUCUGGGCGCGCGGCACGCUCAAGUUCGUCGUGUCGCAGAACUGCGACGGGCUGCACCUGCGCGCCGGCCUGCCGCGCCGCGCGCUGGCCGAGCUGCACGGCGACAUGUUCGCCGAGCUGUGCGCGCCCUGUCGCCGCGUGUACCUGCGCGCCUUCGACACCACGGAGCGCACGGCGCGCCACGCGCACGGCACGCGCCGCCUCUGCCACGCCUGCGGCGCCGAGCUGCGCGACUCCAUCGUGCACUUCGGGGAGCGCGGCCGCGCCGCCUGGCCGCUCAACUGGGCCGGCGCGCUGCGCCACGCCGCGCGCGCCGACGUCGUGCUGUGCCUGGGCUCCAGCCUCAAGGUGCUGCGCCGCUACCCGCGCCUGUGGCGCAUGCAGAGCGCGCCGCGCGCCCGGCCCGCGCUCUACAUCGUCAACCUGCAGUGGACGCCCAAGGACUCGGUGGCGGCGCUGAAGAUCAACGCGCGCUGCGACGCCGUGAUGCAGCAGGUGGCGCGGCGCUUGCGCCUGCGCGUGCCCCGGUACCGCGCCGCGCUCGACCCCGUCCUGGCGCACGCCGAGCCGCUCGCCGACGCCGAGGCGCACACCACGCGCCGCGAGCCGCUGCAGGCGCCGCGCGACGCGCCCGACGCCCGCGCCGACCACUGGGAGCCCUCCUCGCCCUCCGCCUCCGACUCCGACGAGGAGCUGCCGCUGCGCCACCUGGCGGCGCGCCUGCGGGCGGAGGCGGCCGAGCCCGCGCCCGAGUCCGCCGCCGAGCCCGCGCCCUCCUCCGCGUCCGGGCCCGCGCCCGCCGCCGCCGCGCCCCCGCCCGCGCCUCCACCUAACGGACAAACAGACUGCUUUCAUUCCUUUCAGGUGAGCUUACACUCUGGCGAGGCCACCAUACUACUGCGCGCCGAGCACGCCGAGCACGGCGAGCACGCCGAGCACGGCGAGCUCGCCGAGCGCGCCCAGCCCGACCUGGAGCUGCUGCGCGCGCGAACCCGCGACCUGCGCCGCUUCCGCAUGCAGCGCGCCGCGCCCGUGCACUCCCGUCUGCGGCGACUGCUCGAGUACGAGCCCCGCAUACAGCGCGACGCCGACGACGACAAGCCCGGCGACGCCGAGCUCCGGCCCAAGCUGGAGGACGAGACGCGCGUCAAGGACGAGCCGCGCAUCAAGGACGAGCAGCGCGUCAAGGACGAGCCGAAGGAGGAGGCCGGCACGUCGGAGGCGGCGGGGUCGCUGGCGGCCGCCAUCAUCCGGCGCGCCGUGCUGCUGUGCCGCGCGUCGCUGUACCCCGGGCUGCACACCAUCAUCGCGCCGCCCGAGCGGCCGGCGGCGGAGUGCGCGUGGUGCGCGCGCCAGUUCGCGGCGCGGCGCUGCCUGUGGUACGGGCCGCCGCGCGCGCCGCCGCCCGCCGCCCGCGUCUGGCGCCGCGCGCGCGGCCGCCGCUACCUCUGCGCCUGCUGCGGCGGGCCCGACGCGCCGCGCGCCGACGCCGACGACGGCGGCUGGUACGGCAAGGGCUACCGCAAGGGCCGGCGCCGCCGCAGGUAG
Spodoptera exigua (beet armyworm) is the source of this 2176-nucleotide messenger RNA. The record is from the annotation of a GenBank genome assembly. Lineage: Eukaryota; Metazoa; Arthropoda; Insecta; Lepidoptera; Noctuidae.